Brassica rapa (field mustard) is the source of this 1227-nucleotide messenger RNA. RefSeq names its product tetraspanin-15-like. Gene Ontology annotation, cellular component: membrane. Lineage: Eukaryota; Viridiplantae; Streptophyta; Magnoliopsida; Brassicales; Brassicaceae. The record is from RefSeq and is a predicted model, not a curated record. Gene Ontology annotation, biological process: auxin-activated signaling pathway.
CCAUAUAUGCAUUCCUCAUCAAACUUAACACCUCCAUAGAGAUUUUUUUUAUAACUCUCUUGAUGGCUGAUAAUGUCCAAGUAGUACCCAUUGAAGAACCAGCCUCGACCGCAACCGCCACAGCCACCGCAACAACCAAUGAGCCAGACACCAAAAGCUCCGAUCAAAUGGAGUCACAAAGCGACAAGCCACCCGUUGGAAUGUUGGUCACAAUCGUAAACCUUUGCGCCAUAGGUGUUCUUCCCAUCUUCACCUUCUUUCUUUCUCUCACACUCCUUGGCUACGCUGUGUGGCUCCUCUACAUGCGCAGCUACGAAUGCGAAGACAUCCUCGGUCUCCCACGUGUCCAGACGCUCGCUAGCGUCGGCCUCCUUGCCGUGUUCGUCGUCAGCAACGCGGCUCUCUUUCUCCGAAGGAAGUUUCCUAUGCCCGCACUCGUGGUGAUGGUGGUGAUUCUUUUGCUGAUGAUGUUCAUGGGUUUGGCGUACGCAGGAGUCAAUGAGAUGCAGAGCAGGCGGUUUCCGGCUACUGCGAGGUGGUUUAAGCUCAAAGUGAUGGAUGAUGUUAAUUGGAACAAUAUCAAAUCGUGUGUCUACGAUAAAGGAGCUUGCAACGAGCUUUUUUACCAAUAUCCUAAAGAGAAACCUUACAAUAGAAGAAAAAUGCCACCAAUAAAGAAUGGAUGUUGUAUGCCGCCGGAGACAUGUAACAUGGAUGCUUUAAAUGCGACGUUUUGGUAUAGAAGAAAAGACGAGGGCCCACCGUUGGAGACUGAGGUGCUGUAUGGUGGGAUGGGCGGAAUACUAAGCGACUGUGAGUUAUGGAGGAACGAUUGGAGCAUAAUGUGCUAUGAUUGUAGAUCUUGCAAGUUUGGAUUCAUUAGAUCUCUAAGAAGGAAAUGGUGGCAGCUUGGUGUCUUUUUGGUUGUCAUCUCUAUUCUUCUUCUCAUCUCUCACCUCUUGAUCUUCUUGGCCACCUUUUGGGAAAGAUUCAAGGGUCAAUAAUCAUCAUGGAGGUGGAGAUUUCUAUGUGGUAAAAUAAUUCAUUUGUUCUGUAUUCAUUUUAGUACUCAAGCAGGUGUUCCUUCAAGCAGAUCUUUAGCUCUUCAUCCUUUCUCUCUGUCUCUUUCUCUUUGUUCGGUUUAGUGUAAAGAAUGUGUUUGAAAUAAAGUACAAACAAUUGGUUUGAUUCAGAACUCAAAAAGAAGUUCUUGAGUCCAUUGCUGAA